Molecule: messenger RNA, 417 nt
Organism: Phanerochaete carnosa HHB-10118-sp
Lineage: Eukaryota; Fungi; Basidiomycota; Agaricomycetes; Polyporales; Phanerochaetaceae
Exons: 3
Source: RefSeq, a predicted model, not a curated record
AUGGGUCUCAUUGUCCCUAUACUCCGGAUUCUCUAUGUUGCAUUGAAUGUAUAUGACACGUUCAAGACGUUGAAACCGCCUCCUGGGUCAGCGCGCACCGGAGGACGGCCUACCGUGCGGGCUAUGAGCCAAAGGAAACGUGCGAUGAAAGGAUGUCUGGCGAUAUGGCUAAUAUGGUGCUGUUAUGCUGUGUAUGAACGCACAGUUGACGGCAUCAUAGGGAUGUUCAUCCCAUUCUACAGUGAAAUCAAAGCUAUACUCAUACUAUUCUUCUUGCUCACUCGUGCAAGGGGAGCCGAACCUGUUUACUUGCACAUCUUGCGUCCCAUGGUCAAGCCAUACACUGCCACUCUUGAUUUGGUUGUCGAGGCCGUAACACAACUCGGGGACCUCGUAUUUCUUUUCUGCGCUGUACCG